Molecule: messenger RNA, 345 nt
Organism: Nipponia nippon (crested ibis)
Lineage: Eukaryota; Metazoa; Chordata; Aves; Pelecaniformes; Threskiornithidae
Source: RefSeq, a predicted model, not a curated record
AUGAUGCUGACGCGGGCUCCCAAUCCACCCCGGGCGCCUGAGGCAAAACUGAGCCAGCCUGGGGCACCAGGCUUCGCCAGUACGGCCGCGGGACGCCCCGUCAGCGGGCAGGAGCUGUGGCAUGAACCCAGCGUGCGGGACCGAGGUGAAGACACCCCGGGGAAGCUGCGACGGGGGCUGCGGCAGGCCGCAGGCAGCCCGGGGCGCACAGGCACUCUCCCGAAGCUACCGAGAUGCAACCGCGAGGCUCUGCAGGUCCUUUUCGUGUCCAAAGGAGAGAGAGAGAAGGGGCAGCCUCCUGCUCCUGCUCCUGCUCCUCCUGCUCCUCCUCCUGCUCCCGCUCCU